AUGGCUGCUCCGUCCGAGCCACCACCAGCACUGGUGGACUUUAUGCUGGUGGCUGGCAUAGACCCGGAGAAGGAUUUGGAGACUGACGUCCAGCUCGAUGACCAAGCCAUGUCCUAUAGCCCCACUAGACGUCCGUACUUGGCCCAUGUCUUGGAUCACUUUCCCCACCACCGCCCAUGGCACCCUGAUUUUGACCCAGCCUCAAUUGCCUUGGUCUGUUUUCCGCGUGGUUUGCGCUUCAAGCGAGCCAACGACAGUCGCCGGGCGUCUUUCCACACGUUUGUGCUGACCAAGGAGGAAGGCACACGUAUCUAUGGCGCGGCGUUGCUCGUGUAUGAGAAGGUCACGGACGAAAAGAUCCUACAAGCGAUGGCUGUGCUGACCACCAUGUACAACGCACAGCAACAGCAUGAAGCCAAGAACAAAAACCGCCUAGCCAGCCCUAGCGAGUCAACGGACUUUGCCACGGAUGAGCUUUAUGCUCCCAAGGCCAUCUGUAUUUUGUCUCGCCUGCCUGCCGUGGCGUCUCUGGAAGCAUACUUGCGCCAGCUUUAUGUUUUAUCACAGCAAGACGAUAAGCCGCCGCUUUUGGUCGAGCGCUGUGUGGCCAACUUGUUGCACAAAGUUCCCUUUGUGCCACCAGGCUGCACCAUCUCCUUUGGCGUGGCCUCAGACAUUGUGUGCCACCGGCCGGGCACUAAAGGAUUUCCGAUGUUUGAGUACUCCAUGCAGCGCCUGUUUCUUCUCUUCAGCCCCGACGUGGUUAUUAAGAUGUUAACGUGUGUUCUUUUGGAGAAGCAACUCAUCAUCCGGUCGACUGAUUACGAGCUCCUUGUGCUUGUGGCCGAAUGCAUCACCGUGCUCAUGUACCCCUUCAAGUGGAUCCACGUCUAUGUUCCCAUCCUGCCCUCAACGGCGCUGCAUUUUAUUGAGGCACCUGUGCCCUACAUUAUGGGGCUUCACGCAGACGUUCAGAUCGAUGCUGCCGUAGAGGCUCCUUGCGUUGUAGAUGUGGUGCGUGGCCGGUUCACCAUGCCUGAAGACGUGCCGGCCUUUCCCCAUGCCAAUAAGCUGGUAACAGCUUUGAACGAACUCAUCAAGGCCAACAGCAGCGGCAGCUUCUCCGCUUCGAUCGCAAAAGGAGGCGUGAAAGGUCUGCGUGCGUUGGUAUCCGGUGCCACGCUGCCUCAACAACCGAACAACCCUGGUACAUGGGCCGAUCGUCAAUUUACGCUGGCUGUACGAGCUCUUCUCCUAUCAACCUGGAUGGAUAUUUUACAAGGCUACGACACCUACAUGGUCACGCCUGAGAGUGCGGAAGAUUGGGCUCAAGGGCGUAUGGGUGACAACAUCUUUGACAAGCUUGCUUUUCUCAGCGACCAACCAAAGUCUAGUGUACCAUUUCUUUCCGAAUUUGUCGAGACGACUCUUUUCUCAAAUUUUGUGAUGGAGGAGAUGGACAUUCUCGUGUCUGGUAGCGUGAAAGACUCGCCCUUCCACGCAAUGUUGCAACCGCCAGAUACCAUCUCGUCAGAGACGGAGGCGACCGGUUUCUUGGGCAGUAUUAACAAGCACUUGCCGGAGCUUUUAGCUGAUCGCUAUCACAAACCCAUGAUGCAAAUUGUGAAGGAGUCUUUGCCUCCUACCCUAAAGGAUCACGACAUUAUGGUGGACUAUACUGUCCCUCUGCCCGUGGAUGCCCAUAACGAGUCCACGGGGCUUGGGCAAUGUCGUCGCCCUUCUCUCUCAAAUGGCGCCAAACUUGAACCCCCCAUCCGAAUAGCCAGCAUCUCCGAAACGGAGGUUUUCACUCCCGAGCCGAGCAGCGAAAGGACGCAGGAGCUAGAGAAGGCGACAGAUACCCUUACACCAAGUCACGACGCCCACCUACGACGGGCAGCGUCUGUCAGCUCUUCAACAUCGCGCAGCAGUCGACGUCUGCCCCGCACUCCAUUGGGCUCGGGCGCUAACACGACAACACACACUGCCAGCUAUGUGGGCCCUCCCAAGUCGCCGCCAGCUCAAGCCCCGUCCCGGUUGGCAUCAGAGUCGGGCUCGCAGACCGACUUUUCAAGGGAUCUGCGCACCUUGAAUCACAGCGCAAGCAUGGACGACAAAGUAGAAAUCCAGAGUGCACCCACGCCACCCGAAGGCACCAUCCCAACUCAUACGCGGCGUGGAUCAGCCCCAGCUGUCUUGUCACAUUACGAAUACGACCAGGAUGCCGUCGUCUGUGGGCGUCUGCCUUUUACGCUGCACAACACACCUGAGAUCAUGGUCGAAGAUGCGCACCAAGCCUUUCCUUCCAACUUGGUGCAUCGCAAUCAAAAAAAGCGCCGCACUUUGCGGCGAGAACGAGCUAGUGCGCCUCAGAAGAAGUCACCGGAUACAUCGCAAGAUUUUGAUUCGGUGUUGGAUGCCAAGCACUCGGCCACUGCAGAGGGCAAGGCCCUACCCAAACCUAAGACAGGGCGUGCCCUCGGGGGCUCAGGUCGUCGCCGACCGCCGGCACCGCCGUUACGGGAUUUGCGGGCCAAAUCCAGCCGACUGGAUGCUGUCACACUCAGCAACGCCAUCAUGACCAACAACGAGACAAGCCAGGCCAAAUUUGCUGCUGCUCUCAUGGAGGAAUGUGCUCAAAAGGUGAAAAAGAUUGUUCUUGCCACGAUGGGGUCUGUCGUUGCCUCCUCUCUGGGUCAUCAAGACAGUACUGUUGGAUUUGAAAACACCUUGAUUGCUGGCUUGUGUGAGCUGCUGGAGCGUAUGUGGAAGCAUGGCCUGAAAAGCAAGGGCACCAUCUGGACAAUUGUGCGGCAAUGCCCUCGCGCAACCCUGCCGGGCGAGCUUACAUUCGACAACCUGUGUUUGCAUCUUCUCUGGAAGGUCGCGCAAGCUUUGGAUGAGGUGGCGGCAUUCAAGUUUCUUCAUUCUGACAUCGGACGAGGUCGUGCAUGGAUACGUUUGUGCCUCGAACGGAAGUGCCUCAGCGAGCACAUGGAAGUUAUCUUGAGCCAUCAAGGUGUCAUUGCGGCCAAUUACAAACCGUACGCCUUCCUUUGCCAUCCGGAGUACGUGGAGCAGCUGUUGUCGCAUCUUCUGUCACUAAGCACCGUGGAUGUGGCCGCCUUUACCGUCAAUUAUAUACCUGCGGUCAUCAUUUACAAAGUCCGCAUCGUGACGGAGAAGGGAUUUCGAGCCGGGACAUCUGCCAACGUGUGCAUUAACAUCAAGGGAGAUCACGAAGAGACGGGACUCUUGGAGCGAGGCAAAGCACAGUCUUUUGCUGGGGGUGCUUCCCAUGUCUUCGAAAUUUCGCACAAAAAUCUUGGACCCUUACAGUUGAUAAGUCAGUGCGAGGCCAUGCUUCCGGCUGCCAUAUUGGCAAACCCGCCUCGUCCAUGGGAUGAGCUUUUGCUCAUCCGCGAUGCCAUUGAUAGGGUUGAAGUGACGAACCUUUUGACCAAGCGCAUGAGCACCUUUUCUUGCCAAACACGCCUUCAAUUCGAGCAGGCCAACAAGGGUCGCUUUCACACGAAACGCUUCUUCGUGGACAACCCCAAUGCCAUGGGUGAAGACCGACAAGCGAUCAACACAAACGCGUCGCAUCUCACCGCAGAGCAGCUGGCGAAGAUUGACAACCUUUGUGAAGAGUUUGCAAACUCCAUCAAUGCGAUCGUCAAGCACUUGUGGGAGCCGUCAGGGGAGGCUGGCAAAUCACGCUCGCAACGACGGCCCUCGAUGGCCACGCCAGAGCAAAUGUUGGAGCGCGCAAGCCUGGUGCUAGGGGCUUCGCGGCUAUUGCUUGGUCAGACUGUUCUGCCCGAAUCCUUGGCAAGUCGGCUGCAAGCAAACAGACCGGACGUGGCGUUGGGGCUGGCCACUGCUCUCCAAAAGCUAUUUCAGCAUGGCUUCAAAAGCCGGACUUUGAUUGGCCACGAGCGACACAUCUGGGAAUUCUGGCUUCGGUGCCAACACGAGGUGGGACGCGGGAUGCUGGAGACUGACCCGGAGACGCAGUUAUGUGCUGCCGUGACGUUUGCCAAUGGGCAGGAUUGGCCCCCUCAAGCCAAGUUUGAAUGGUGA
Messenger RNA from Monosiga brevicollis MX1, 4083 nucleotides. RefSeq lists its product as uncharacterized. Lineage: Eukaryota; Choanoflagellata; Craspedida; Salpingoecidae. The coding region runs from base 1 to 4083 and encodes 1360 amino acids. The transcript has 27 exons. Gene Ontology annotation, molecular function: guanyl-nucleotide exchange factor activity; small GTPase binding. The record is from RefSeq and is a predicted model, not a curated record.